GAUUACGGACGACGUCAUCCCUGCCUUCGGGUGGAAAAGUUUGUGUGCGCUCACUACAGCCCCACAGCUGCGGAGGCGUUCCAGUCCACUGCCGCGGCAGAAGCGAAUCGGUGAACUUCCGCUGCAGCUAAGACUGUCGAAAAAAUGGCAGAGGAAGUGACCGUAGCCUUGCAAAACAUAUCGCAGGCAAAUAAUGUCUUUACUUUCGACAUGUAUAAGGUUUUGGCAGCAGAGCCAGGAAACCUGUUCUUCUCUCCUAUCAGUAUACAGGUAAUUCUCGCGCUGACAUUUCUUGGAGCCAAAGGCAAUACUGCCAAAGAGAUUGCCAGAGGACUGCGCCUACCAGAGGAUAGAGCUGUCGUUGAGGAUGGUGUUGGGGCUGUAAUGAACAGAUUACAGGACAGUAACGACGUGCUGCUUGACAUAGCCAACAGGAUAUUUCUGAAAGAGGGUUAUGGCAUCAAAGAAGGGUUUAAUCAGUCAGCAAUUAGGUUCAAGGCUGGAGUAGAAGAAGUUGAUUUCCUACAAGAACCACAAGCAAGAAAAAUAAUAAAUGACUGGGUCGAGUCGAAGACGAAUAAUAAGAUAAAAGACAUAAUUCCACCAGAUGUCUUGAACAACGAUACUCGGAUGGUACUGGUCAACGCUAUCUACUUCAAAGGCGAGUGGUUGAAAAAGUUUGAGAAGCGUGACACGUCAGAGAAACAUUACCUGAUGGAAACUCGCACCCCAGAAUUCAUCCGUUUAGCUUCGCACAUAUUUCCUAAUAUAAGGCCCUUCCAAGGGACGCUAAUGAGCACGAGUGCGGGAGAGAGACUCAGCAUGAUGAUUUUUCUACCCAGAGAAGUAGAUGGCUUGGCAAGCCUUGAAGAGAAACUUGCCAGCUUCAGUCUCCAAGACACUGUCAACAACUUGCAUGAGAGUAAUGUGCACGUGUAUUUACCUAAAUUCAAAAUGGAAUACUCAAAACAACUUAACGACGCACUAACGAGAAUAAACGUCAGAAUGGUCGAUGGAGAAGCUAAUGUGCCACUGCAGGCGAUAUCUCAAGCAAACUCUUUACUCACAUUCGACAUCUAUAAGGUUUUGGGAAAUGGGGCAGAUAAUCUAUUCUUCUCGCCUCUCAGUAUACAAGUCAUCUUAGCACUUGUAUUUCUGGGUGCUCGUGGAAACACAGCAAAGCAACUGUCGAGAGGCCUGCAUCUACCUGAAGACAGAAAUGUGACAGAGGACGGAAUCAGUACACUAUUGAGUCAGCUUCAGGAAAGUAAAGACAUAGUGCUUAACAUUGCUAACAGAAUAUUCAUGAAAAAUGGUUAUAACAUUAAGGAAGAAUUCAAUAAUUCUGCCAUUAGAUUCAAGGCUGGAACAGAAGAAGUAGAUUUUUCACAAGAAGAGCAAGCACGGAAAACAAUAAAUGACUGGAUGGAAUAUAAGACAAAUCAGAAGAUAAAAAACAUAAUCCCUUCUGGCGUCCUGAAUGAUUUAACGAAGAUGGUACUGGUGAAUGCCAUCUACCUCAAUGCUGAUUGGCUGCAGCAGUUCGAUGUAGCAUUUACGUUACCAACACCGUUUCAUCUAGCCUCAGGAUCAACGAAAAAUGUGGAUAUGAUGUACAUUGAAGAGGGGUUCAAAUACACAGAGAUAAGUGAAUUGGAAUCUCAGGUUGUGCUUCUUCCAUACAGGGGGAAAAAACUCGGUAUGAUGAUAAUACUGCCCAAAGAGCAGAAUGGACUUCCGAAUCUUGAGAAGAAACUUGCCAACAUAAAUCUUCAGGACAUUCUGUCAGGAAUGGGCCAACGGGAAGUGUAUCUCUAUUUACCAAAAUUCAAACUGGAGUACACAGUGGACCUUAAAGCAACAUUAAAAACACUUGGCAUGAGUGAUAUGUUCGAUGGCAACAUGGCAAAUUUGACUGGUAUUAGUGAUGAGCCAUUAGUAGUUACCAACGUUCUGCACAAGGCUUUCAUAGAAGUCAAUGAAGAAGGCACAGAAGCAGCAGCAGCAACAUUCAUUGCUGUUGUGGGCCGCUAUGACGUAUUAUAUUCUAAGCCACCUGUAACUUUCAAGGCAGACCAUCCGUUCGUGUUCCUGAUAUUGGACCAGCAGACUCACACUGUGCUGUUUGCAGGUCGCUACUCAACUCCUGCUCCGUGAUGUAUAACAGAUCAAGAUUUCUGCGUAAUUUAUUUUAUUCUUUAAAAAGAUGUAUUCUAUGGAAAAUAAAUAUCUACUUGUCUAUGGUGCAUAA
Molecule: messenger RNA, 2251 nt
Organism: Schistocerca americana (American grasshopper)
Lineage: Eukaryota; Metazoa; Arthropoda; Insecta; Orthoptera; Acrididae
Product: serpin B3-like
Exons: 14
Coding region: 145-2157 (670 amino acids)
Molecular function (GO): serine-type endopeptidase inhibitor activity
Source: RefSeq, a predicted model, not a curated record